Molecule: messenger RNA, 1330 nt
Organism: Lampris incognitus (smalleye Pacific opah)
Lineage: Eukaryota; Metazoa; Chordata; Actinopteri; Lampriformes; Lampridae
Gene: zfand2a
Product: zinc finger, AN1-type domain 2A
Exons: 10
Coding region: 188-1033 (281 amino acids)
Biological process (GO): proteasome-mediated ubiquitin-dependent protein catabolic process; protein targeting to ER
Cellular component (GO): endoplasmic reticulum; cytoplasm
Molecular function (GO): zinc ion binding
Source: RefSeq, a predicted model, not a curated record
AAGCAGCUGGAGGGCCGAGGCUGCUCUUGGCGUCAUUCGCCAAACAAACUGCUACCAAGACGGAAGGGAAAUCUCUUGUGGAACAAUAACCAAUUUAUUCUAACAAAAGUCAAGCAGACGGGACAAACAAGGAAAAUUUGAGUGCUGACCUUUCUUUCACCACAGUCAGUUACGUCAAUAUUGUACUAUGGAGUUUCCAGAUCUUGGAGAUCAUUGCUCUGAAAAGUCCUGCAAGCGUUUAGAUUUCCUGCCAAUGAGAUGUGAUGCUUGUGAGGAGAUAUUCUGUAAAGACCACAUAACCUAUGCAAAUCACAAAUGCAUGUCAUCCUACAAAAAGGAUGUCCAGGUCCCUGUAUGUCCUUUGUGCAAUACCCCUAUACCCAUUAAAAGAGGAGAAAUGCCUGACAUUAAAGUUGGUGAACACAUUGAUCGGGACUGCAAAUCGGACCCAGCACAGAGAAAGAGAAAGAUUUUUACAAAUAAAUGUUCCAAAGGAGGCUGUAAGCAGAAGGAGAUGAUCAGAGUGACAUGUGAUCAAUGUCACUUAAAUUACUGUCUUAAACACCGACAUUCACUAGACCAUGAUUGUAAGACUGAUGGCAAACCAGUCUCCAAAUCUGGACAUGCUGCUUUAAUGAGGGCCCAAGCUGCCUCCAUCUCUGCCUCUGGUUCCGGUUCAGGUGGCCAAGGAAACUCUAGGCUUGUAUCUAAUGGUGUGAGUGCAGACAGUAGAAACCACAACAGUGGAACUGUACAACGAGCGCCUCCUCCAUUUUCAGCCCCUCAACCACAGAAUGUAAUACCGCCAUCGGCUUCGUUUCAGGCUGGCCUGACAGAGGAGCAGGCCUUACAAAGGGCUCUGGAGAUGUCUUUGGCCGAGUCUGUGCACAGGGUCCAGCCGGCUCUUAGCCCUCAGGAGCAGGAAGAUCUAGCUCUGGCUCAGGCUCUUGCAGCCAGUGAAGAAGAAUAUCGGCGCCAACAGCAGAGACAACAGGGGAGAGAGUCUAAACAUUCACCUUGUAGCCUGUCAUAAGCUGGGACUGCAGUCUGGGCCAUGAGCUGAUGCCACUCAAGUACUAGACACUGUACUUACAUACUGCACAUACUGUAUGGAUACCGAUGGCCGGCAGCAGAGAUCACCACCGAUUCUCAGAUAAAAAGAACAUUCUCGGAAAUUGCCGAGCUAUUAUGGGCUUCUACACUUUAAGCACAUGCUCCGCCAGCAGGAUCUGUUCAUUUUUACCAAUUAGUUGCUCUGUACAUAUUUUAUAUGCUUAUUGUAAAACCGAUAUAAAGAAAUGAUCAUUGAAUAAAUUAUUUUAAACAUGUA